Clupea harengus (Atlantic herring) is the source of this 3484-nucleotide messenger RNA. RefSeq lists its product as uncharacterized. Gene Ontology annotation, cellular component: cell surface. The transcript has 35 exons. The record is from RefSeq and is a predicted model, not a curated record. The coding region runs from base 212 to 3484 and encodes 1090 amino acids. NCBI's taxonomy places the organism in Eukaryota, Metazoa, Chordata, Actinopteri, Clupeiformes, Clupeidae. Gene Ontology annotation, biological process: cell-matrix adhesion.
CAAUUUGACCAUGUUUUCAUCUAGGGUAAGCCAUUUCUAACACCCAAUAUGACCAUGUUUUCGUUGUGACAGCAAUGCACUGCAGUCGUAUCUGGCAGCUGGUGUUGGAGACCCCUGUGACAUCAGUCUGGAGCAGUAUGCCUGUGCACAGCUGACAGGAUUCACUGCACAACACCUGGCCCAGCUCCUGGUGUGCAAGCUGUCCAGCAACAUGACUUACUCUAGGGAGACCUGGAAGCUGCUCCUCACCAAAACCUCUGCAGUUCUGGAUGAUGCUCUCAUCAUGGUCGCCCACGUGGUCUCCAACAUGUCUCUGACAGUGAUGGGUCCGUCUGUAACUCCUGUCCUGGAUGUGCUUGGGGAGCUCCGUUUGGACUUGAUCAGUGACAUGCUGUGGAAAGACAUCAGUUUCAUCUCUGCACUGUUUGGUGACGGCCUGCGUCCAUUCUUAUCCUCCGCCUCAGGAAGCCUUCUGCAGUGUGUCAGCGGCAAGAACCUCACAUGUCAAACCUUCCAGCACAUUGUGAGUGAGUUCAGUCAUCAGUUUGAUCACAUGAGAGAGGAGCAGGCAGAGGAGGUCCUCAAAUUCUUCAUCCUGCCCUUCCUGUCCAGAAACUCCUCAGACUCUGGAUGCAUCUCCAACAACAGCAUGGCAUGGCUUCUCAACAACUAUGGGAGAUUCUCUGUCCUCGUCCCACUUAAAAGUCUAUUUGAUCUCAAUAAGGACUUUGAUCCACUGGCAGUAUUGGAUCUUCUCAGUUCUAAGCAGACGGCUGAGUUGAUGGUUCUGCCUCUCCCUCAUCCCCAAGGCAAAGAUGAGGUCAUCAACAGAGUGCUGGAUCACCUGCUGGAGUCACCAGUGGAGCGGAACCUUCCAGAAGUUCUGUAUCACGUCGUCUUCCUCUCCACACAGCUUGAACCACCUUGUGAGUUCUAUCAAGCAAUAAUCCCGAGGCUAAGAGAAUCGUUGACGUCAGUACCAGGAGAUCUGGAGCCAAUCAUCAGUGGAGCUGUGGCAGGACUACUCGUACUUACUCCAACAGAUUGUGAAGUGCUGCUUCCAAUAACUCCUCCAACUCAGUGUCCUACAACACCAGUUAAUGAAAGCAGAAUUUGCGAAGAUAUCAACAGCAAUGCCCUGCAGUCAUAUCUGGCAGCUGGACUGGUCCCCUGUAACAUCAGUCUGGAGCAGUAUGCCUGUGCACAGCUGACAGGAUUCACUGCACAACACCUGGCCCAGCUCCUGGUGUGCAAGCUGUCCAGCAACAUGACUUACUCUAGGGAGACCUGGAAGCUGCUCCUCACCAAAACCUCUGCAGUUCUGGAUGAUGCUCUCAUUAUGGUCGCCCACGUGGUCUCCAACAUGUCUCUGACAGUGAUGGGUCCGUCUGUAACUCCUGUCCUGGAUGUGCUUGGGGAGCUCCGUUUGGACUUGAUCAGUGACAUGCUGUGGAAAGACAUCAGUUUCAUCUCUGCACUGUUUGGUGACGGCCUGCGGCCAUUCUUAUCCUCCGCCUCAGGAAGCCUUCUGCAGUGUGUCAGCGGCAAGAACCUCACAUGUCAAACCUUCCAGCACAUUGUGAGUGAGUUCAGUCAUCAGUUUGAUCACAUGAGAGAGGAGCAGGCAGAGGAGGUCCUCAGAUUCUUCAUCCUGCCCUUCCUGUCCAGAAACUCCUCAGACUCUGGAUGCAUCUCCAACAACAGCAUGGCAUGGCUUCUUGGCAACUAUGGGAGAUUCUCUGUCUUCGUCCCACUCAAAAGUCUAUUUGAUCUCAAUAAGGACUUUGAUCCACUGGCAGUAUUGGAUCUUCUCAGUCCUAAGCAGACGGCUGAGUUGAUGGUUCUGCCUCUCCCUCAUCCCCAAGGCAAAGAUGAGGUCAUCAACAGAGUGCUGGAUCACCUGCUGGAGUCACCAGUGGAGCGGAACCUUCCAGAAGUUCUGUAUCACGUCGUUGUCCUCUCCAGACAGCUUGAACCACCUUGUGAGUUCUAUCAAGCAAUAAUCCCGAGGCUAAGAGAAUCGUUGACGUCAGUACCAGGAGAUCUGGAGCCAAUCAUCAGUGGAGCUGUGGCAGGACUACUCGUACUUACUCCAACAGAUUGUGAAGUGCUGCUUCCAAUAACUCCUCCAACUCAGUGUCCUACAACACCAGUUAAUGAAAGCAGAAUUUGCGAAGAUAUCAACAGCAAUGCCCUGCAGUCGUAUCUGGCUGCUGGACUGGUCCCCUGUAACAUCAGUCUGAAUCAGUAUGCCUGUGCACAGCUGACAGGAUUCACUGCACAACACCUGGCCCAGCUCCUGGUGUGCAAUCUGUCCAGCAACAUGACUUACUCUAGGGAGACCUGGAAGCUGCUCCUCACCAAAACCUCUGCAGUUCUGGAUGAUGCUCUCAUCAUGGUCGCCCACGUGGUCUCCAACAUGUCUCUGACAGUGAUGGGUCCGUCUGUAACUCCUGUCCUGGAUGUGCUUGGGGAGCUCCGUUUGGACUUGAUCAGUGACAUGCUGUGGAAAGACAUCAGUUUCAUCUCUGCACUGUUUGGUGACGGCCUGCGUCCAUUCUUAUCCUCCGCCUCAGGAAGCCUUCUGCAGUGUGUCAGCGGCAAGAACCUCACAUGUCAAACCUUCCAGCACAUUGUGAGUGAGUUCAGUCAUCAGUUUGAUCACAUGAGAGAGGAGCAGGCAGAGAAGGUCCUCAGAUUCUUCAUCCUGCCCUUCCUGUCCAGAAACUCCUCAGACUCUGGAUGCAUCUCCAACAACAGCAUGGCAUGGCUUCUCAACAACUAUGGGAGAUUCUCUGUCCUCGUCCCACUUAAAAGUCUAUUUGAUCUCAAUAAGGACUUUGAUCCACUGGCAGUAUUGGAUCUUCUCAGUCCUAAGCAGACGGCUGAGUUGAUGGUUCUGCCUCUCCCUCAUCCCCAAGGCAAAGAUGAGGUCAUCAACAGAGUGCUGGAUCACCUGCUGGAGUCACCAAUGGAGCGGAACCUUCCAGAAGUUCUGUAUCACGUCGUUGUCCUCUCCAGACAGCUUGAACCACCUUGUGAGUUCUAUCAAGCAAUAAUCCCGAGGCUGAGGGAAUCGUUGACGUCAGUAUCAGGAGAUCUGGAGAUAAUCAUCCGAGGAGGCGUGGAACGACUACUCCAACUUACUCCAAUAGAUUGUUUAGUGCCGCUUCCAGUAACUCUUCCAACUCAGUGUCUUACAACACCAGUUAAUGAAAGCAGAAUUUGCGAAGAUAUCAACAGCAAUGCCCUGCAGUCGUAUCUGGCUGCUGGACUGGUCCCCUGUAACAUCAGUCUGGAGCAGUAUGCCUGUGCACAGCUGACAGGAUUCACUGCACAACACCUGGCCCAGCUCCUGGUGUGCAAGCUGUCCAGCAACAUGACUUACUCUAGGGAGACCUGGAAGCUGCUCCUCACCAAAACCUCUGCAGUUCUGGAUGAUGCUCUCAUCAUGGUCGCCCACGUGGUCUCAAACAAGGUAUGA